AUUAGAUGCUGGCUUCGAUAACAGCUCGAACACUCCAUCGAAUUUGAUCAGAAACAAAGAAUAUUUGAAGGACAACACAUUGAAAAAUGUCGAAAACGUACACACUUGGAAACUGGGUGACUGCAGAUCUCAAAACCAUUUGCAGACACGUAAAAAACGUGCGAGAAUCGCCCGAAGUCACACGACCAUCGCUUUUAGCCUUGAAAGAUUUGAUUGAAACCGACCCUGAAGUGAACAUGCUCUUCUCAACCAUGUUCACUUACAAAUUCGACGACCCAGAUAUCCCGGAGAGCCCCAUCUCAGACUACAUGAAUAUGCUGCAAAAGAUGGAGACGAUCAUUGCGAAACCCCCCGGAUAUAAUGAUCCCCUCGGCAGUGCGCCCCUUAAUCACAUCCUGAUCUAUGUGAUGGCAACUCCUCCAGGAACCAUGGCUUUUAUCAACGAUAAAGUCAACAAAUGCUUCAGAGAUAUUCUCAACGACUGGGCACAGCUGUUGAACAACGAGGACUCGAAAGACGUCCUAAAUACGAAGGAUGGAUGGUUGUGCCCCGAGUCAUUGGCGAAAAUGCCCGACUUCCUUGAGACGUACCAAGUCGACUUGACCGAUCCUUUGUACUAUGGAUUCAAGUCCUGGAAUGAUUUUUUCGCCAGAAAACUGAGAACGGACAAAGAUGUUCGCCCAGUUUGGCGACCAGAUGAUCCCUACUCGAUCAGCUGCCCUUGCGAAGCAUUUCCGUAUUUCAUUGAAAGAAACCCGAAGCUCCGCGAUGAAUUUUGGAUCAAGUCUCAGCCGUACAGCUUGCAACAUCUGCUGGAUGACGACGCCUUGACCGAAAAAUAUGUGGGAGGUACCGUGUACCAGGCCUUUCUCAAUUCUACCAACUACCAUCGCUGGCAUGCACCGGUUGAUGGUACAAUAACCAAGGCAUACAUCAAGGAAGGCGCCUACUACGCAGAAGCUCUCUCAAUGGGUUAUGAUCCAACAGCCAAUACCUAUUCCCAACGCUACCUCAGUCACGUGGAUACCCGUGCCAUAAUCCACAUCGACACAGGGAACCCAAUUCUUCGUACAGUCAUCUUCAUCGCCAUAGGAAUGGCCGAGAUUUCAAGCUGUCCUAUCGAUGUUUACUACGGGCAAAAAGUGAAAAAGGGCGAUCCUCUGGGAACCUUCAUGUUUGGCGGGUCCUCGUAUUGCCUGCUCUUUGAGAAUGGCGUGCAUGUCAGGUUCACCGCGGAGUUUUAUCCAGAGCAACUAUGGCCAAAACUACUGCAACAGGUCAAUGGCAAUCUUGGUAGAAUCAAAAGUGUCUGAAUUGCCCUGUAUAACUAACAGAAAGAGCAUCUAAGAGGCACAACCUUUUGUUUUAUAUAAUUCUACAUAAAAAAUUCAUGAAGUAGUAAGUAGUUGAUAAGGGACGAUUCAAUUGGUGAUUUUGGGCUAGACUGGUGCACGAGGAAUCAAACUGAGAUACGAUAUAAAAGGGUGAUAAUUAUUAUGAAAAAUUUAGUUCAGGAUAGAUGGUCUGUCUCAUGUGUAAAUGGAACC
Messenger RNA from Dendronephthya gigantea, 1547 nucleotides. RefSeq names its product L-tryptophan decarboxylase-like. Gene Ontology annotation, biological process: phosphatidylethanolamine biosynthetic process. The record is from RefSeq and is a predicted model, not a curated record. Gene Ontology annotation, cellular component: mitochondrion. Gene Ontology annotation, molecular function: phosphatidylserine decarboxylase activity. Bases 87 to 1313 code for a protein of 408 amino acids. The transcript is spliced from 3 exons. Lineage: Eukaryota; Metazoa; Cnidaria; Anthozoa; Malacalcyonacea; Nephtheidae.